GGAAAUUUUCAACUUAGCGGACAUUUUGUGAUGAACAAUUCCUUCAACUCAUAAAUUUUUCGUUUCAAGCAGCUGGAAACAUGUCAGAGAACUAUGGUAAAGCAGAAAUUACUUCUUAAUAUUUCAGAAAAUAGCACUUUGUCAAUCAGCUGUGUUUUCGUUGCGUGAGUGUAGCUGUUCCCAGCCAAAUGAUGUUUAGUCGAUCGCUAGUCAGCACAAUUUUAAGAAAUUUAAACUGUUUUGUUUCAUUUUUUUUUCUCGCAGAUUUCCUAUUUAAGUUUUUGGUGAUCGGCAGCGCUGGAACAGGAAAGUCUUGCAUUCUGCAUCAAUUUAUAGAGGGGAAAUGUAAGUUGCAACGUUAUUUGUGUUAAAUAAAACACAGUGCACCUGAAAGAUGCCAAGUUGCAUUUUUUUUUUUACACAACACGUCGAUAUUGAUACGUUUUGCAGAUUUGAAUUACUUGACUCCUUUUGCUUUGAUGAGCUUAUUUUUUGUUUCUCUGUUGUUUUGGAUUUUUGUCUCUUGCUUGCACUCGUUUGUAUGUUCAUCUUAAAAUUGUUCGUAUGUUUGGCAGUCAAACAAGACUCCAGCCACACUAUUGGUGUAGAAUUCGGCUCCAAAAUAGUCAAUGUUGGUGGCAAGUCUGUGAAGUUGCAAAUUUGGGACACAGCUGGACAGGAAAGAUUCAGGUAAAUUUAUCCAAGCUUCUGUUAGCCAGUGCAGUGUAUGAUUUUCCACAUCCUUCAAAUUUUUAUCGCUACGAUUUCGAAUUUCUAAUAUUUAUUCAAAUCCCUGUUAGCUUGUGCAGUGUAUGAUUUUCUACUUCCUUCAAGAGAUAUGCAUACGUUUUCGAAUCAAUUUUAAGCAAGUGUUUUUCCUUUUUUUAUGGCAUUAGCUGUACAUGGCUAAAAUUAGUCAAAAUCCUAUAGCCUUUCCACAUCUUGUUUUUUAAUUCUGUUUUUGUGGGAAAGGUUGGUAACUUAUCAUUUAAGUGACUAUGGCAAAGUUCGUUCACAAAAUCAGUUUCAGCCUUACAGGGUUCUCCUUAUCAGGUGGUAACCAGCUGUUUACUCCUACCACUUGUAAGAGCGCUUAUUACCAUCUGUAAACGCUCAGAACCCUUAAAAAAUAAAAAUUUUUGGUGAGCUAAUCUGGUAAGAAAGUGUAAUAACAAGCAACCAGUAUGCACUAUUUGAAAUCUAUGUGUGCUUUAGUUAGCUAAAACUGACUGGUAUCUUUCGAAUUUUGAAGCAAGAGUGAUUUUUCGCGGGCUUUCAGCUAAAUCUCAUAACAUUUGUCAGUUCUCUGCAUGUGCAAAUGUGGUGUUGUUUCAUUGUUCAGUUUCCACGAUGAAACAGCAGCAAACAAUGCUGUCAUUUCUGUCCAGUAACAAGAGGUCACGAAGAGUGGCUGGUAAGCUUUACAAGAAUUUUAGGGGUAAACAAAACAAAGGUUACAUACUAGUGAUGGAUAAGCAGCCAAUUACCAGAAAUAACGGCCUUGACAGCUCUACAAUUAUAAGAUGUAUAAUGAACAUGUGGGGACAAAGCUAUUCUUCAUCAGGAAAUUCUACUUGAAAUGUGUUUCAGACAACGGUUUGAAAGAAGUCUUGAAAAUAAAAUCUCUCAACAGCCUAAAAGUUCUGAAUUUGAGAUGAUUAGAACAUGAAUUGAGCUAUUCAAUGUGAUUCGAUUUCAUAGCGAUGCAAUUCAUAGCUGACACCGCUGAUUUUUCAGUGACAUACCAUGUAAGUGAUGCCAAAGAUAUCACCCAAAUCAAAGGGAGACCAGUUUAUGUUAUAAGCAGUUUGGAAAGGGCAUAGUCAAAUAUAAUGCUUUAAAACAAAAUUUUACUUUGUUUUUUUCAACCUCUGAACCUAAAGGUGUAUCGUUCACAUUAUGAAUUUUUCAAUGGAGAAUUUUUGAUAGGCGCAAUGUACUGUAAGCUUUAGGCAAUGACAAAAGUUGUGAAUCACCAGCUGCCUGAAGCUGCAAAUGUGCUUUACUGGUUUGAAAAGGUCCCUUACCUGUUGUGCUAAAAACUAGGGAGAACCCUGUCCUUAAAAAUUAUAGGUGAAAAAUUCUCAAAAGAAAUAAAUAUGUAAUACAUAUUGUUGCGUCGUACAGUUAACAUACAGUUAAACACAAUUUUGAGCAACAGAGCUUAACAAAAAUAGAGAUGAUACCAUUUCUCCUUUCAAUUGUAAAAUGUAGCAACCUUUAAGGAUAAGUUCUUAUAUGGAGAUAUUCAUCUGUAACAGUUUCAACAAUACUCAAUAGGUGUCAACCAAGAUUUCAGUUUUACUUAGUGCCAUCCUGCAUUUUUAUCUACAGUUUGAUAAUAUAGAUUGCAAAUUCAUUGGCUCUGUUUCAGGCAGUUGGUAACAUAUUUUCAGGGAUCUAAGAUAAUAAAUUCCUGACAGCACUGAGAACUGAAAGUAUGUUUUGGCUGGGACUUGGCCUAAUGGACAAGAGAGCAAGAAAAUUUGCUGGCCCAGUCUGGAAUCUAUUUACCUCAGGCAAUAUUGUUACUCCUAUAUUUGAUGAAUUAAAAUUUUGUCUUGGAACAAGGCUUAGGGGUCACUAAUAAAGUAUAUGGCUUCUUUCCAUUUCACAAAAAUUUUCUCUUUCCCUCAAAGCAUCUUUUUCAUUUUUGUUAUUUUGAUGAUAGGUCUGUGACGAGGAGUUAUUACAGAGGAGCAGCAGGAGCUCUUCUGGUUUAUGACAUUUCCAGGUAAAUAACCUUACUAUGCUGACUGAGGUACUUGGGGAACACUUGAGAGAGACAAGUGGCUAAUGGUUCAUGUACAACAUGACUGCUCUAGACUCCUGGGCCAGAUCUGAAAGCUUUAAAAGAAAAUUCAGUCUAAUUUAUUUUUGUCUGGAAUAUGACUAUUUGAUGCACUAAAAAGAACACAGAAAAUUAUCCCAAAAAGGCUUUUGACUAAAGCGAUAAAGAAACCCAGAUCAAAAUUUAACCUUGGGUUAGUGCUAAUUGGCCUCCAAACAAUUGGGCCCUGGAGGGAAGUUCCAGCUGACAUCAAGUGCUGCUUGAACUCUGGGAACCUCUACCCACCAGCCUCCAUUCUCGGAGUUUUAAUAGUGUUGCAAUAUUUUUUCUUCGAAUUUUUUAAAUUUGUUUUGCGAAGGGGUUAUGCUUGUAGUCCCGGUCUCAUAGAGCCAUUUAUGAGGAGUAAUCCUUUAUUCCCAUCUCUUUUACUCUUUAAAUCCCAACAUCUGAUUGUUGAUUCUCCCUUCUAACUGCUACACAAUUUCUUGUGAAUAAGUUAUGAGAAUUUGGUGUUAGAUCAAGAUAACAACUUCUACCUGAUGAGUCUGAGUAUUCUCAUCACCUGUUUACUGAAUAUUGUAAGAAUGUUAUAAGGAAAGUUUACAUCAGAGUUGAAGAGUUGAGAUUGGGCAACUUGCAUCAUGCUACAAUAUUGUCUUGGGCAAUCAUUCAAUCAAUCAAACAAUCAAUCAAUCAAUAGUCUUUAUUUUAAGAGGGGAGCAUGUAGUGGAACUGAUGACAUUGUGGCCUUCUGUAAGAAAAAGCUUUAACUAAAAAAAAAACAGUGAAUGAUGAUCUAUACUAGAAAUGUUACUGCAAAAAUAAAAAAAUAAAAAAUAAAAUUAAAAAAAAUUAUAAAAGAUACUCGGAGAUCUAUUAUCUUUUAAUUUGUCAGGUUUUAAAAAUUCCUCCUACUCUGGUAAACCCAUUAGGCUGAAAGUUAUGGCAGCUGCAGUUAUUUUUCAUUAAAAAAUAAUGAUGUAUUAUUCUUUUCAAGGCAAUUGUUGGCAGAAACAAUUACCUUUGCAUAUGGUGUCUUUUUUUUGCUUGUGAUUGCAGCCGUGAAACAUACAACUCUCUGACAAACUGGUUGACAGAUGCCAGAACCCUUGCCAGUCCAAACAUUGUCAUAAUCCUCAUCGGUAACAAGAAAGAUCUGGAUAGUGACAGAGAAGUCACAUUUCUGGAAGCUAGCAGAUUUGCACAAGAGAAUGGUCAGUAAAUACAUGGAGGAAAAGGAAUAGGGCUCAAAAGAAAUGGAUUGUUUGCAUUGUUAGACAAAUGGUUACCAGAAAAUUUUGUUUUUUGACUGUCUGAUUUUUUUUUUUCUAUGUAGAGUUGAUGUUCCUAGAGACAAGUGCUCUUACAGGAGAGAAUGUUGAAGAGGCCUUUUUAAAGUGCUCAAGAACCAUCCUCAGUAAAAUUGAAACUGGUAGGUGACUUACAUACCUCUACAGUGGUUAGGUGUCAGCACUGAGGACCACCCAGUUACUUAGGGUAACUCCUUUCCCCAGGGAUUGUUGUGGAGUGGUGUAUCACCUGCCUGGGUCUCAAGUCUCCUAUUAACACUCUGUCAAAGACAUUCCUGACUUCACCUGAAUGUUACCUGUCUACUAAACUUGUAGUCUUCUAAGUAGUUUACUUAGAAGUUUACUUACUGCAUUGAUGGAUGGUACAACCACAAUAUUUUGUUUAGCUUAAGUGAUUGUGUAUAAUGCAACAAUGUUUUUUGAAAACUCUAUCACUUACCAGUAAUCGUGUCUUCAACUAGUACAUGAAAUGUCAAUAACUGAACACAAUUUUUCUUUGCUGUGUUCUACAGGUGAAUUGGACCCAGACAGGAUGGGUUCAGGAAUUCAGUAUGGUGAUCCAUCACUCCGAAGAUCAAUACGACCUGGGAGACAGGAAGAACGGCAGAAAUGUGCAUGCUAACCUCAAUCUCAUUCCAAUCUUACUACAGUAGUAAAGAAACCUUGUUAAGUUUGCAUAGUUAGUUGAAUACAAGACUUUUGUGGUUUUAAAAAAAGUGAUGUAUGAUAGACUUGUAAUUGCAGUGGGUGCAUAAUCAUCUCCUUAAAAGCUUGAUAAAUAAUCCUGCAUGGUGAAUACAACACAUAAACCUACAAGAUAUUAUUGAAUACUCCUUUGCUCUUAAGUAAAGAUAGAUUACUGAUUCCUUGUUAACAUUUUGUAAUAAGUAUGUGUACAGCUUAGCUGCCAAUGAAUCUUCUACAUUUACUUUUUAAAACACAUUGCCACCAAGGCAGUGAAGGCAAAUCAGAGGGUUGGAUGGAAAAGAAAAGGUUGCAACAUUUUCAAAUAUAACCAAUCACUGCAAAGUAGUACAGGCAAACCUUGAUUAUCCAGAGUCGUGGGGAUUUGGCUGAAAAGUUUGGAUAAUCAAAAGUUCAGAUAAUGUAAAAUAUGAAUUUUAAGGAGCCAAGACUAUAACUGAGUGUGUAUCAUAUAAAUCACUGUACGUCAUCUUUUGAAUUUUCCAAAAAUAUUUUAAAAAGACAGUAAAGUUAACCAUCGACCCUAUAUGACGUAAAAUGAUGAUGUAAAUCAGUUUGUUUUAAGCUGCUUUUGUGUGUAUGUUGCUAAUUUUAUCAUUCCAUGGAGCUCCAUUAAUAGAAUAGCAUUACAUUUGCUUUGUUUGAUGUGAAAAAGUUGUGACAGAUCUCACAUGUUAGGUAUGAAUAUUCACAAAAAAUGGAACCAUGAGUCCUGAAAAAUGAAAUCCAGAUUAUCGAGGUCUGGAUAAAGGAGGUUCGGCUAAGCAAGGUUCAACUGUACAAUUGACAUAUUUUCUGUUUUCCUGUUGAUGUUUCAGUGUUAUGUGAUCCUAUGUCUUUCAAAUGAAUAAUAUACUCUUGCAUGCCUGUAGGUUGUCAGAGUUUGUAUGGAAGAAUACACUGGUAUCAGUUAUUACCUGACAAUGGCUGACCAAAAAAAACGUUAAACAAAGGCACAGUUACUAAAUUGCCCCUAGUAACUAGCAUUUUUAAAGUGCAUGCUGAGUUUGAAUUGUUGCAUACAAAUGCUUUACUCUCUAACAUCAGUAUGCUUAUUCUUCAUACUGUUCUCUAGUUCUUUCUUGUGAAACUGACAAAGAUAAUUUUUUUUAGCAGUCAUAACCUUGUUUUGUUGGCAAUUGUUUCCUUUAAGGCCAGUUCAAGUGGCAGCAAAUUCAAAACUGAUCCAGUCAGUUUGAUUUCCUCUUGAUUGUAAUGCUCUGUAAUUCUGAUUAUGGCACUUACUCCUUCUAAGUGAAAGCCAGCCUCUAGUCUUUUUACCUUGAUGUUUGAUUCAGGAAUGCUGCUUUUAGGAGAAACUAGAUGUUAGUUACCCUCAGGGGUUAGGUUGUUAUAAAACACCUGUGAAAUAGCCUUUUGGUUUUGUGAUUGUCUUAAGUUAGUAGUAGUGGCUUUGGUACAUGCACUGUAAAAUUGUUCUUUGAGGAACUUGUUAAGGAUGAGUUUGUUACUGAUGUCUGGAAAUUGAAUUAAAUUUCCAUAUUGUUAAAUUGUUAGCCUAAAUAGGCACUCAAAGAGUACUCAUUGAUAACAACCCAAAGAUGUCUUUACCUGAUUCUGAUAUUAUAAGUUACUGAAGUUGUCUUUUUUUCAAGAACUGUUAUGCAGUUUCAAUCUUGUUAAAAUGGUAGUGUCGUGCUACGCUGUUUGGGUGUUCUCAUCCACAACAUGGAAUCUAUUUAUUUGAUUAGCACUUGUGAUUUGUAUGCGCAUUUUGGCCUGUGUAGUACUUAACUGAUUUAACCCUUAUACCUCCAUGAUCUCUUUAGUAAUUCUCCUUACUGUCUGUCAUACAUUGCUUAUAAUUUUAGUUUGGAGAAUUUGGUAUUGAGUCAAUGAUAAUUUAUCUACUGAUAUUUUUCUAUAUUCUCAUCACUUGUCUGAGAUUGUAUUGAUAUUGUUAGGAGAAAUUCUGUCUUGCUCACUACUGGGAGUGAAAGGGUUAAAAACUGUGUGGAAAGAAAUUGCCUAGUAAGGAUGUACCUGAGUUAAUGUGAACUUGGGUCAAAUUCUUUGCUGCUUGUCUAAAUUUGGCCUUGCUGCAGUAGUUAUUGCUACAUAUAGUUGAUAUUGAUUUUUUAAAUAUUUUAACCUGUGUUCUUUUUCUUUCUUUCUUUGUGUGCUGAAGACACACUUUGUGAGGUUCAAUUGUUAACUGUUACUUUAAGACAAUGAUUGAGCAGAGAAGAAAAAUUGAGUCACUUUCUAAAAUUAUUUUGAUAGUGGCUAAAACAGUUAUUAAGCUCAUUGAACUACAUGGGGCAAUUUCAAAGACCACUAAUCUUAUAAAAUAGUGGAAAUAAAGAUGAAAUGCAUGAGAAAAGAAAAACUCACAACAAUUUUGGUAGAAAAGUUUUCCACUCCAGGACAUGCUUGACAUUUUGCCACUGUAGCAAAAGUUAAAAUGUGUGUUAUAGGAGUGGAUGAACUUUUGGUCUGAUUUUUUUCUUCUUUCUUUUGGUGUAGCUGCAAAUGUGAAAUGGAGCUGACAUGCAUUUUUAAUAUCACAAACACACACGCUUUAAAUAAAACCGGCACAAAAGUAAUCAUUUAGAAUCAGUAAUAGAGAAUAAACUUGCCACCUGUAAUUAUUUUGGUACUGGUAUGGGAUAAAUAUCAGUAUCUGGGCAACUGCCAACCUACCCCUCCCCUAACCCAACAUUAUCCCUAACUUGUUAUCAAUUGACUGCUGCUGGGUUAGGGGAGGGGUAAGUGGGCAGUUGCCCAGAUACUGAUAUUGAUCCCUGGUAUGUAUGCAACACAAUUUUGCCUAUUUUCAGUGUAAAUAAUUAAGCACAAAAAAAUUGAAUUUCUUGUCAGUAAGGACGUACUGUGGUGUGGAUUUCAUAAAUUUUAACAUCUACUACAUGAAGAAAAGUUUGUCUUUAUCACUUGUUGAGGCAUGUGUACUGACCUGUGCAAGUUGACUUCACCCUUAGCUUUACACCCUCACAUCAGGAUGUAUUUUCUCUAUACUGUUUUGUAGAUUUCCAAUGAGAGUGAAUAAGAGAAUUUGUUUCACAAUCAAGAGCUUCUUUAGUUGGUGGUCAUAUCUUCCAGACCUUAAUAUGCAAUUAAUGGGUGAUAUUGGAAGGUAACUUAGAUGCUUGUCACUUUUGG
Messenger RNA from Pocillopora meandrina, 7947 nucleotides. The record is from the annotation of a GenBank genome assembly. NCBI's taxonomy places the organism in Eukaryota, Metazoa, Cnidaria, Anthozoa, Scleractinia, Pocilloporidae.